Messenger RNA from Aspergillus tanneri, 1893 nucleotides. Its product is annotated as E3 ubiquitin-protein ligase. The transcript is spliced from 5 exons. Bases 1 to 1893 code for a protein of 630 amino acids. The record is from RefSeq and is a predicted model, not a curated record. NCBI's taxonomy places the organism in Eukaryota, Fungi, Ascomycota, Eurotiomycetes, Eurotiales, Aspergillaceae.
AUGACCCAAGAUUUCUUGGAUAUGGGUGCCGAAUCCCCAUGGACUAAGAGAAAUGGUAAUGUUGGAGCGCCUCUGGAUGUGAAACUACCGCUUGGUGAGAUUGAUUCUCUACGCUGGGGACUCGAUGGGCAGAAAGUGGAAAUCUUCCCAGAUAUUAGUCACCAAUAUGUGAAAGACAUAAUUACUCCUCAUCGGCUCGUGGGAUCGACUGAAGGUAACUUUGGGGGCGACAGGGCUUUGACGGUGAAGCAGGACGUUCUUGAUUAUAUUCUGACAAAGGGGCAUUAUCCCAAACAAGAAAGGGAGAAAAAGAGCCUAGGAAAUAUGGACGAGGACGAGCAAAAUUGGGACCCUGCUAUGACAGAUGCGAAGGACAGUUUGUAUUAUCGGAAUGCACGCAAAUUAUUAUCACAGGAGUUCCCGUGGGUUCCCAUUAAUCAUAUUCGCCAAGCUGUGUCCCAGAAGAAAGCUCUAUACCCUGCUUAUAUUACCAUAUUCGCUCAAGAGAACUUAAGUGCGGAAUCGGAGGCCAAGUUCACGAGAUUAAGACGGCCAAGGAAAUGUAAUGAAGCAAGACAUCAGAUGUUUGGUAACUUGCAGCAAGAACUAGAAGCUGCACAAAAGAAGGUGAAAAAGGAUCUCGCUGCUUUCCACAAGCGAAGAGAAGAAGAGGAGAUGGAAAGACUGAACGAGGAGGAAUGUCAUCACACGGGUACCAUUACUGAGUGUAGCUGCUGCUAUCUCGAUGUCCCGCUGAAUAGAGCCAUACCUUGCGAUGGUGUGAACGCACAUUUCUUCUGCUUUAUUUGUAUUCGUAAAUUGGCAGAGACGCAAAUCGGGCUCAUGAAGCACCAACUACACUGCUUUGAUACCAGCGGCUGUCAGGAACAAUUUCCCCGCUCCCAACUGGAACAGGCAUUGGGGUCGACGAUCAUGAAAAAACUUGAUGCUAUACAGCAAGAAGACGAUAUUCAACAAGCAUGUCUAGAAGGAUUAGAAUCCUGUCCCUUUUGUGACUUCAAGGCAAUUUGUCCUCCGGUGGAAGAGGACCGCGAAUUUCGUUGUGUCAAUCCUUCGUGUGAAGUGGCCAGUUGUCGUUUAUGCAAACAAGAAAGCCAUAUCCCAAAAACCUGUAAUGAGGCUCAGAGGGAAAGGGGUCUGCCGGCACGCCUUGCGGUUGAAGAAGCAAUGAGUGAAGCCUUGAUCCGAACCUGCCCCAACUGCAAAGUGAAGAUCAUUAAAGAAUUUGGGUGCAACAGGAUGUCCUGUUCCAAGUGCAAGCGCAGGCACCGCUCUCAGCAAGAGGUUGAGCAAGCCCAGGAGACGGCUAUUAAGGCAGCUCUUUCAGAAAAUCCGCAGUUGUCUGAGAAGGAUUUACUAGUACAUGACUUCAAAAAGGGUAAAGCUCCGGCUUCAGCUAACAGACAACGGCCGUUGCCUGUUUACGCUUGGCAUCAAUACAUCCCUACUGGCCACUUUCAAGAUUUCCGCAUUCAACCCGCACCGCAGCAAAAUAUACGAAUACAAGAAUUUCCCACAUAUGGGCUACCCGUCCCACCGCCAUUUCACGCUGAGCCAGUGACACGGGCUCCUCCUGUGAUGCAGCCUGACUUUGCUGCUCUCAAUCCUUUUACCUACUUACUGGAUGGGACGCCUAUUGCACAUGACCGUGGCAUGGAUUAUGUAGUCCCAAGGCUAAAUCCAACGGACCACCCUAACUCUGACCCAAACCUUCGUGCUGCUAUAGCUCCAGGUUCACAGCUGGGCUCGUUAUAUCUUGGACAAAACGAACUUCUACGUGCUCCCAUUACGGGAAAUCCAAGGGCACCGCCACUUGGUCCAAUCAACAGCUCAUCUACAUGGCCACGGUCAAAUUACCAACCUCCAAUGUAA